Molecule: messenger RNA, 3262 nt
Organism: Metopolophium dirhodum (rose-grain aphid)
Lineage: Eukaryota; Metazoa; Arthropoda; Insecta; Hemiptera; Aphididae
Exons: 3
Coding region: 802-1920 (372 amino acids)
Cellular component (GO): chitin-based extracellular matrix
Molecular function (GO): structural constituent of chitin-based larval cuticle
Source: RefSeq, a predicted model, not a curated record
GCCGUCGUCGUGUGUAUAAUAUACGAAAUAUAAACGUGUUGCCCCGGGUCAAGUCGCGCGCGGACCGCUGUCGUCGGCGUUGGCGUUCAUGUCUCUUUAGUCUCUCUCGCUCACUUGCUCGCUCUCUCUUUCUCUCUCACACUUUAUCUCUCCAUCGGAACUGUUACUGUAAUAUUAUGUUUAUACACGACAUUAUACGUUUAUAUUUUAUAAGUUUAUAACCAUUAUGUACAUUUAACUGGUAUAUUAUCGACUAGACAUAAUAUAAUAUUAUUAUUAUUAUUAUAGGUAGGUAUACGCGAAUUAUAAGGGUCAAGACAAUAAAUCGGGAACGACGGCGGCGACGGCAUUAUCGGGGUGUUAUACAACAAUAAAACAGCUUCCAGACAAUAACAAAAAAAAAACAAAAACGAUUUUUAUUCCUAUUUAUUACAUCGGUUUACCGCGAGUGCUGGACAUUCGCGAACCGGGCGUGCCCCUGCGUGGGCAGAUACCUCGAGUGGGCACGCGACGACCACAGCGGCUGGUCCGAAAUGGCACACACCGUCACACACCUGGACAUCAUACCGUCCAGGCCGGUCGCGUCGCGUACUCUCAUGUCGCCCAUGUGCUGUCGUUUUUGUCGUAAUAAUCGCAAUAUUGUGCCAAUAUAGCGUGGUGUUGAUGUUUGUGCCACCGCUAUAACCAGUGGCGUGUAGUAUUAUCGUCGUCGCCUUAGUCGUUGUAUAACUACUAUAUAAUAUUAUAAUAUUAUCGUUUUCACUGUCAAUUACCAUCGGAAAUACAACAGUCGACGUCAAAAUGGGUUUCGGAUUGUACGCCGUCGUAAUCCUCGCCAUUUUGGGAACGGUAGCGUCCAAAAUCGACGGAGGAUGGGACACGGAGCCGAACACACAGUACCAUAUACAGACGGACGAGGGGCCCGAAAGGUAUUUCAAGUAUCAGACCAUUAGUGGUCAGUACCGUAAGGAAAGGCGACUGCAAGAUGGAAGCGUGGUCGGAACGUACGGCUGGGUAGACGCAGACGGUUAUUUGAGACUCAACGACUACGUAGCCGAUUCGAAGGGUUACAGAAUAGUGAAGAACAAGAAGCUGUUCGUCGGCACCCAGACGCCCGUCAGUCAAGCCGUGUCGGCGGCCAAGUACGUGCCGCCGAUAGCCGGCACGGCCGUCUCGGUGUCACCGUACCGGUCGGCCACGGCCACGAUCGUCACCCGGCCGGCGGCCGUCGUAGCGGUCACUCGAGCGCCGCCCAGCGAAUCUUCGUGGCGCGGUUCGCCGUUCGUGUACCCGUCCGACACCCAAUCGUCGCCACUGCGGUUCCCCGCGGCCGGAUCACCGCCGCGCUCGUUGGCCUCUCAGUUCCGGCGGCCGCAGCCUAGCAGCACCGCGUCCCCCGCCGCUGACUAUAACUAUUCCGUGCGGCCGGUGGACGUCAACUCGAUCGCGGGCACCGCGGACGGCGGAAACGGUGACGACGACGACGACGCACGACGACGACCGUACAGGCGGCGUUCGUCAUCGUCGUCCACUGAGGCCACGGUCGCGGCGUCCACGGCCGCGGAACAGCAGCCAUUGUACGAGCAACCGUUGCGGCCGCACACGUUCCGGCCCGCAUACCGCAAGGUGGUGGAUAUGUCAGCCAGAACGACGCCAGAACCACCGGCGGAACAGGCGCAGUACGACGGCGUGUCGUUCGUCCGGAACGGCUUCAAGUACUACCUGCCCCGGCACUACCACGAGGAACAGUCGGACGACGCGGGUGACACGCGAGCCGGCAGCUUCGGUUACGUGGACCCGUUCGGCAUCAGGCGGGUGGUCUACUACAACACGGCGCCCGGCACCGGGUUCGUGCACCGCAAGAACAACCGUUACGUGGGCCUGGACGCCGAGCCCUACGACCCACGUCCGUCGAUAUGAUCGGGCCAUCGUACCGCCGACGACGGGUCCUGUCCGACAAUGUAUUAGAAUAAAGGCGGGUGUCCACUAUACGCGUCGUAACCACGGUAAGAACGUGGUUAAUCACGCGGUAAUCUAACCUAACCGACCGAUCGCAUUUGAAGGAUUUACGCGAACUCGUAUAUAGUGGAAACCCGCCUUUAUAAAUUAUUAUUGGUCGUCGUCGUCUUCGGGUUAGGUCACGUAACACGGUGCACGUGUACAUAUUUAUAUAUAUAUACAGCAGAACCAUAACAAACCAUAACCCCGCGCAGCCGGUCGCCCGGGGGAUGCGCGCGCAUAACGUAAUAAUAAUAGUAUUAUCGUAUAGUCACAUCAGCUAUCGCGUAAUAAUAUUAUAUUAUAGAUGGUUGUAUUACGCACACGAGCCAUAACGCAAAGUUAAAGAAUCAUCAUCCGUUUUCCUCCGGUGCAGCAGCAGCAGCGAUACUCGUAGGUACAUAUAUAUGUAGGUAGUUGUAAUAAUGAUUAGUGUUAGUUUUUUAUUAUUUUCUUGUUCUGAGAUUCUCUCCCCCUCGUACAACAAUUUUCAUUUGUCGCCUAUAUAAUAAUAUAUAAUAUGUAUACGAUAUUAAUGAUAUAGAAUAUGACUACAACUACUAUAUAGACGGUGUCGUAUAAUACAAGUAGAAAAACUCGCAAUUUAUUAGAAUAUUAUAAGAUACACACUCGGAGACAUUCGGUGGGCGUGCAUUACGACUGGAGACUUGAUGCGGACCGCACAAUAAAAUACGUAUAGGUAAUAAUAAUAAUAAUAUAUUAUAAUAUGUAAUUAUUUUCAAAACAUUGCCAUUAGUGUCGCCGUUCGACGGUGACGAUAACCAGUAUAGGCUGAGUGUAGACUAUAUAUUAUAUUAUUAUAGGCACUGCUACAACAGUAGUUGCUGAUAAUUAAUUUUCAACUAUAAUGUAGGCAGGUAUGCAGCGCCCAGUGGUGUACUGAUAAGGUGGAGAGUAGGUGAAACAGCUAAUUGACCGAUAUACCGCGUGACCACAAAAACAGGGUACACAGAAAAAAGUGAAGUUGUUGCGCACGCGCAAGAGUUAAAAAAUAUUAAGUCAUGGGAAUUAAUCAGCCAAUAGUUGUUUAGUCUUGUGUCCCACGAACAGAGUUCAAAACUUUGUAUAGGGUACUGAGUAAUAUAAGUAACAGAGUUAAAUAUAGCGUACCCUGCAGGCUUUGUAGACAUACGGUAUAUUAUUUUGUCGCGUCACAGACUGUUACCAAUAGAAUCGUUCUCCGGAAAUAUUUUACCAAGUUUGAAAAAAAAAAUGAAAACAAAAUUCAUAUUUUUUUUUUAUA